AUGUCCAGCGCAUCAUCUUCGUUACGCUGGCGGCGAGGGACGCUGACGACAUCGACGACGUUGCAGCAACGAGGGAUGGAUCUCGAUCACCAGAUCUUACCCUUCCUUUGUCGACUCCAUCGCCAUCAACGCCCUCGAUGUCUACCUCUUCAAUCGUCAUCGACGCGCUUGCCGCCUGCCUUGUCCAUCGCCAUGGACGACCGGUGA
Molecule: messenger RNA, 207 nt
Organism: Linum trigynum
Lineage: Eukaryota; Viridiplantae; Streptophyta; Magnoliopsida; Malpighiales; Linaceae
Source: the annotation of a GenBank genome assembly